AUGCAUACGUCUUCCAUUUCCUCUGCGGUGGGGGAUGAUGCGGAGCUCGCCGCGGAGGUGCACGAGUACCUUCAAAUGAUUGCAAACAUGCAGCGGGAGGCGGAGGAGCGGCGGUGUGAAAUUGAGACGUUGCGACGACGGGCCGCAGUCGCGAGAUGUGAAGAAGAAAAGUGGCAUCUUGAGAGAAAUGCGGCCGCAGCGCGACUGGCCCACACCACCGCGAAUGGACUGUUGCUGCAGGUGGAGUACCAGACACUCGCUCGCCAGCAGCAGGAGGCGGAGUUGACUGUAUUAAUGUUGAAAAAACAAAAGAUCCAAUGGGAUGCGAUUCUACCAUCUUGUAGUAAUUCUUCUCAUAUAGAGAAGAAUUCUUGCGAUUCUAAUUUGGAUAAUGUUAGUGAUGAUAACAACACGGGUUCUUUGAUGGAUAGUGCCUGUGUAAAGAUUCCUCAGACGUUAGCAUGGGCACUGAGUCUCUGGCGUCAGUUACCACAAUCGGAAGAGUGGCUGCAAGAGUUAAAUGCUGCUACUGCGGAACUCUUCGCACAACUGCAGGAAGACAUGAAAACUAAUGCCUCUUCUCCUACAGAGUGUUUGUUAGGGCUUUUACCAGAUCUGAAUGAUACGGAAAGGGCUUUGCUCUCACUUUUGACAUUUCCCUUCUCAAAUAAGAAGGAUACACAGAGUUAA
Molecule: messenger RNA, 690 nt
Organism: Trypanosoma theileri
Lineage: Eukaryota; Euglenozoa; Kinetoplastea; Trypanosomatida; Trypanosomatidae
Exons: 1
Coding region: 1-690 (229 amino acids)
Source: RefSeq, a predicted model, not a curated record